GACAAGGUUUUAUAUAAACAACGGUAUGCAUCGUAACUCGAAAAAGAGAAAAUGUUCUUCAUUAAGUCAGUGCUGUUAUUAUGUAUUUUCUGCUACGUUAGAGCAGAACAUUUGACAUUCAAAAAUGUGACAAUUCACGGGUACAGUGCUUUCACCCACAAAUUCAAAAAAGUGAUCGUCUCGUCGAAUUACCUCAAAGAUGAACUUCCAAGAAGUGUCUUCGACGCCGUCGAAAUCAGACACCAAGAUAUACCUGUUCUAUAUGAAAAUUGCAUAAGUGAUAUCAGUGCUCUGGAUGAAUUGAUACUUGAAGAGAAUAAUAUACAAGACAUUGAACCAGGAGCAUUCAAAAACUUAUCGCAGAUUCGUGUAAUAAAACUGAAGAAGAACCAACUCAAAACAAUCACGGAAGGUAUAUUCAAUAAUCUCCCUGUUAGUGACCUCGACCUUAGUCAAAAUGAAAUUUCUGUUAUCGAAGAUAAGGCGUUGGACAAUAUGCCGAAUUUGUUAAACAUCAGAUUAACCUUCAAUAAAAUAACCACUUGGAAUAGCAAUUGGUUUAAAGCUACUCCACUUCUUACACGUUUAUCAUUUCAACAUAAUCUAAUAAAAGAACUACCAUCAGAUGCAUUCUCAAACAUGGCAGGCACUAAAACUUUCGGCAAGAUACCUUUGACCUUGAACUUGAUAUUCAGUUACAACAAAAUAAGUAGAGUGGACCCUCACACCUUCAGGGGUUUGAAUAAAAUCAACAAUCUCUGGUUGGACAAUAAUCUUCUAGAAGAUUUCCCUCCAAAAAUGCUGAACAAGGUUUCAGUACACGAGUUGCGAAUAAGCAGCAACAAAUUGAAGUGUAUAGAUGACAAAGAAUCCCUCUUGAAAGCGGAAAUAAACGAUAUCGAUGCAAAUCCCUUCGAUUGUGAUUGCUUGUCUGAUAUUAAGAACUGGGCCGAAAAAAAUAAUAAAUCAGUUUCUAUGUUUUAUGCCGAUAUGAAUUGUUACGCUGGAAGAUUGGAAGGAAAAAUGAGGGAUAUAGAAAAAUUGUUGAAAGAAAUGAAAGGAAAUCGGGAGAACAAAAAAGAAGAAAGCACUACAAGUUCAACCGAGUAAAUUUAUUUUUAUUUGAUAUGUUAUAAAAUGAAAAAGUUACUGAUAAGUGUAAGAAUUUUGUAGUUAUAACGGUUACUUUAUUCGUUCAAACUUAAAUGUGAAUAUUUUUUUCGAUGUUGUUCAAUCAGAAAAAUAUUUAAAAAAAAAUAACAACAAAGACUAUUUUCGUGAAUGAACGAACAACAUCACUAAGGUGCAUAAUGGUGUGCAUUAACCUAUAAUCUAAUAAUAUUGUAUGAAGUAAUCUUUAUUGUUAUUAUUAUAAACAAUAAUAAACAACAAAUAAUUUAAUAAA
This is a messenger RNA of Harmonia axyridis, 1405 nucleotides long. Its product is annotated as phospholipase A2 inhibitor-like. Gene Ontology annotation, cellular component: extracellular matrix. The record is from RefSeq and is a predicted model, not a curated record. The transcript has a single exon. Lineage: Eukaryota; Metazoa; Arthropoda; Insecta; Coleoptera; Coccinellidae. Bases 52 to 1110 code for a protein of 352 amino acids.